CCAUGGAUCCGCUGCAGAAAUGGGAUCCAAUGUCGAUUUCCAUGUCCUCCCGCAUGGCCACUGUGACAAGCUCCCAAGAGGCCUCAGCAGGCUCUCAGCCUUCCUCCUCAGAAAAGCUAAGUCUGGGCCUCAGUGGCUUGAGCCUCCGCCGUAGCUCUGGCUCUGUUGUCCCUGCUCCUCUGUCAGAGGGGCUGCUCCAGCAGCAGGCCCGUGAGAAGAAGGCCCUGUGGCAGCAGUACUGGGAAAAGCAGGGCUUCCCUCAGAGGAAGAAAGUCUUCCUGAGGCACUCAAGACGCUGGCACCGGGAUCACAUGGCACCUUACCUGCUUGAAAGGGCUGUCAAAGGCUCUCCCUCAAGCGAAAAAGCUCAGAAUCAGCUCCCAUGUCAGGUCCAUGUUCCAAAUGAUGCUGGGAUGAGUGGAGAGAGGAACACGGCCCCCAACCCUCACUCCUGGGAAACGCUGGUGCAGGGCCUCAAUGGCCUCACCCUCAGCCUGGGAGCCAACAGACCCAGCCCCCUGCCAGAGGGGACUGGGCAGCAGCUGGACCCAGAGCAGAUGCUCCCGGUGGACAGACAGCAGGAAAGCGUGAAGAUGUUCCAGAGGAUGCUCAAGUAG
This is a messenger RNA of Chionomys nivalis (European snow vole), 617 nucleotides long. Its product is annotated as protein FAM156A/FAM156B-like. The record is from RefSeq and is a predicted model, not a curated record. The transcript has a single exon. The coding region runs from base 3 to 617 and encodes 204 amino acids. Lineage: Eukaryota; Metazoa; Chordata; Mammalia; Rodentia; Cricetidae.